Molecule: messenger RNA, 3621 nt
Organism: Pleurotus ostreatus (oyster mushroom)
Lineage: Eukaryota; Fungi; Basidiomycota; Agaricomycetes; Agaricales; Pleurotaceae
Exons: 10
Coding region: 1-3621 (1206 amino acids)
Source: RefSeq, a predicted model, not a curated record
AUGCGUUGCUCCUACUGCGGCGAGACCAAUCCUCGCUGGAAGUCUGGCCGAAGUCUCAGCAGACAUCAGGCAGCUUGCUCGCGAAAAUACCUACGGGCGAAUUUACCCCCCCUUCCCGAACUUGAGCCCGAGCUUGAGGCACCUGAGCCUGCACCAACGCUGCAAGAUUUUGACAUGUUUGAGCCUGCACCGGUGAUGGAUCUAGGCGUACCUGAAGUAGAGGUCGAGCCUCCUGAAGCUCCGAGUGGACGAACUUUUCGACGCAAGCAGAUGACCUGGAAGAAGCGAGAGGCCAUGCUUGAUUUACCACCUAGAGUUCGACGUGCUCCCGUCGCCGAACAUGAGCCGAUAAUUGACAACACAGUUCCACCCUCACGAGCAAUCUGUACCUCUCCUAAUGCGAUGGGAAUGUACCGCAUUUAUCCUCAGAGACCGACACAUAAUCCCGAUGAAUCAGUCUCUCUCGAAGAUCUAGCUGAUGUGAACCGCAACACCGACAUUAUCGAUCCAGCCAAACGAAGAAGUAAAGAAACUGAAUUAGGUGACACGGGGAAUCAGGGGAGUCCACAUCCCUGGUCGCCAUUUUUGAGCUCGACUGUCGCCAGGCUGCUCUGUUGGUUCCACAGCGGCUCAACCCAGAAAUCUGUCGCCGAACUCGACUCACUCGUCAAGAAUGUACUGCUUAAGGAGGAUUUCAACGCCAUCAGUCUGAAGGGUUUCAGCACAUCCAAAGAACACACUCGUGUCGACGAUGCACUCAAGGUUGACAACACUUCAUCACAGUUGUUUCCGGCUACAAGUGGAUGGGAGCAGUGCAGUGUCAUCAUUUCUCUUCCUGCGCCAAAGGUAAAGAAAGCAGAGGCUCAAGCUCCUACUUUCGAAAUCAAGGAGAUCAACAUUCGACCACUACUCUCUGUCAUGCAAGAUGCGUUUCAAGGACCUGAAUUCACAGACCUCCAUCUUACCCCCUUCGAAGAAAGUUGGAUUCCUCUAGCGGAUGAUCACGAUCAACACCCUGACCUUGACUCACCAACCCGCGAGCCAUUCUCGACACUUCCUAAAGGCCACGAACGAACAUAUAGCGAGAUUUAUACCUCACAGGCGAUGAUGGACGCUCAUCGCUCCCUCCCCGUUCAUCCCACCCUUGAGACAGUUGUGGUCGCAUACAUGUUCUGGAGUGAUGCUACCCAUCUUGCGACAUUCGGCACAGCUUCACUCUGGCCUUUAUACACCUUCUUCGGCAAUUGCUCGAAGUACCUUCGACUAAAGCCAACUGGUAAUCACUGCCACCACCAGGCCUAUAUCCCUUCGCUUCCGGACUCGCUGAACGAUCGAUACCGUGAACUAUAUGGCCAUGCACCUCGACCAGCGUAUCUCACGCAUCUCAAACGUGAACUGAUGCACGCAGUAUGGAGCCUGUUGCUAUCAGCCGAAUUCAUUCAUGCGUACAUUCACGGCCUGGCCGUAAAAUGUUUUGAUGGUAUUUUGCGGUUAUUAUUCCCUCGCUUUUUCACAUAUGGUGCCGACUACCCUGAAAAAGUCCUCUUGGCGACAAUUAAAUACCUGGGUGGUUGUCCUUGUCCCCGCUGCCUUAUCGCAAAAGCGAACAUAAGAAAUCUUGGCAUGAAGCGGGACCUACUUGCUCGCACCAGGCUUAACCAACUCCGCAUUGAUUCUGCCAGAAUCCGUGCGCAAAUUGAGACUGCACGUAAACAUCUCUUUGCCGCUGGGGCACUCGUAAAUGGAACCAAGGUUGACGGAUUAUUAAAGAAGGAUUCCCUUGUUCCUACACGUAAUGCGUUCUCUGUCCUUCUACCACAUGGCUUAAACUUCUAUGCACUGUUCGUUCCAGACUUGUUACACGAAUUCGAACUCGGAGUCUGGAAGGCCGUCUUCAUCCAUCUUGUUCGGAUACUUCAUGCAAUAGGCCCUGAUUCUGUUGCAGCGCUAAACGAACGCUAUUGCAAGGUGCCGACAUUUGGACGAGACGUGAUUCGCAAAUUUCACGCUGAUGCUGCUGCCAUGAAGAAACUUGCCGCACGAGAUUACGAAGAUCUUCUCCAGUGCUCAAUUCCGGUCUUUGAGGGGCUUUUCCCAGGCCUCCACAAUCAAACUGUGCUGAACCUUCUCUUUGCCCUGUCGACUUGGCAUGCUCUAGCAAAGCUCCGUCUUCACACCAAUACAACACUUCGUCUCUUAAGAGAAGCCACCGUAGAUAUUGGCAACCUCCUUCGCAAGUUUUCGGAUACAGUCUGUCCUGCGUACACUACAAAGGAUUUGCCGUGUGAGGCAGAAGCUCGUGCUCGAAAAGCACGCAAGAUGGAUUCUACCAGUCUAAACACUACAGCCUCAACAACCACAAAGCUGCGAUCAUUCAACAUGAACACAUACAAAAUGCAUGCACUCGGUGACUACGCCAAUACCAUACAACAACUGGGAACAUCUGAAUCAUGGUCAACACAAGUGGGAGAAUUGGAGCAUCGCCGUGUUAAGCGGCUGUAUGGGCGCACUAACAAGAAUAAAUAUGAAGAGCAGAUCGCAAAGCAAGAACAGCGCCAACGAACACUUCGAGAGGUCAGACGGCGCCUUGAAGCUAUUGAUGGUGCCGUUGCAGAUGCACCACCGAAAGGUCCGCCUAAGAAGUCGUUGAAGCAAUCCCUCAAUGAUCACCACUACAUCUCAUCUUCUGGCCAGACAGCAGUCACAAUUAGUGAGUAUCUAACGGCACACCAAGGAGAUGCAGCGUUUACGAAUUUUAUUCCGAAGCUCAAGGCCCACCUCCUCAAACGAAUCCUCAAUAUUCCUGACACUGGAGAUGGCAAGCAAUACUCAGUGGACGAACUCCUCAAGGUUGUGACCGUGAACGACCGAUUGUACUUGCACAAGAAAAACUCAGACUUUAUCACUCCUUCAAACGAGGAUGACGAUGUAGCGGAUCAGCACCCAUUGUGGUAUGGCCGGCUUGUGCAAAUAUUUCAUGCCACCGUUCAUCACCCGCGCCUUCACGAACCACAACAAGUUGACUUUCUUUGGGUUCGAUGGUUCGGACGCGACCUAGAAUACCAGGCUGGCUUUUCCAAACGGCGCCUUCAUCGUAUCGGAUUUGUUGCUCUAGAUGACGAUGCAGCGUUCACAUUUGUGAAUCCUGCAGACAUCAUCAGAGCUGUCCACAUUCUCCCUGCUUUUCACUACGGCGUAACACAGGUGAAUGAAACAUCACCUGUAGCUGAUGCCGCGGAAGCGAAGAGCCAAGGAAAGUGGUUCUCCGAUCGCGAUACAGCAAUGCGGUAUAUUGGUGGUGCUGUAGGACAUCAGUCUGUACAGACAGAUCAAGAGAAUGCCACGGAAAUUAUUAGUGAAGACUCGGAUUCUGACUCUGACAUGGAGUCCCAUGACGAUGCGGCCAACGACCAGAUGUUAGAGGAUAUGAUCGCAUAUGAUGAAGACGAGGGCGAUGAUGUUGAGUUAUCGGAGGCGGAGGAUGAGGAUGAUUUAGAUCAAUGGUUAUCUGAUGAAGAUGAAAUUCCUCGUGACGACAAGGAGGAGGAGGAGGAGGACACAGAUGCUCAAUCCGACACAGCGAGUGAGCAAUCGGAGGACCUACAAGUCGAAGUUUGGUAA